Messenger RNA from Hemisphaericaspora subhashii, 1551 nucleotides. RefSeq names its product phosphogluconate dehydrogenase (decarboxylating) (gene GND1). Lineage: Eukaryota; Fungi; Ascomycota; Pichiomycetes; Serinales; Debaryomycetaceae. Bases 1 to 1551 code for a protein of 516 amino acids. Gene Ontology annotation, molecular function: phosphogluconate dehydrogenase (decarboxylating) activity; NADP binding. The transcript has a single exon. Gene Ontology annotation, cellular component: cytosol. The record is from RefSeq and is a predicted model, not a curated record. Gene Ontology annotation, biological process: pentose-phosphate shunt, oxidative branch; pentose-phosphate shunt.
AUGUCAGCCAAUUCAAGAUUAUCAUUAAUAAAAACCCAUUUAUCAUCAUCCAGCAAUAAUACUAACAAUCUAAUUCCUAGAGGUGAUCUCGGUUUAAUUGGUUUAGCUGUCAUGGGUCAAAACUUGAUCCUUAACGCCGCUGACCACGGCUACACUGUUGUCGCAUACAACAGAACUACUUCUAAAGUUGAUGCCUUUUUAGCUAAUGAAGCCAAGGGUAAAUCAAUCAUUGGUGCUCAUUCAGUUAAAGAAUUAUGUGAAAAUUUAAAAAGACCAAGAAGAGUCAUGUUAUUAGUCAAGGCUGGUUCUGCUGUUGAUGCUUUUAUUGAUCAAUUAUUACCAUAUUUAGAAGAAGGUGAUAUCAUUAUUGAUGGUGGUAAUUCCCAUUUCCCAGAUUCUAAUAGAAGAUAUGAAGAAUUAAAGAAAAAGGGAAUCUUUUUCGUUGGUUCUGGUGUUUCUGGUGGUGAAGAAGGUGCUAGAACUGGUCCUUCUAUUAUGCCAGGUGGUAAUGCUGAAGCUUGGCCUCAUAUUAAGGAUAUCUUCCAAGAUAUCUCAGCUAAAUCCGAUGGUGAACCAUGUUGUGAUUGGGUUGGUGAAUCCGGUGCUGGUCAUUAUGUCAAGAUGGUCCAUAAUGGUAUUGAAUAUGGUGAUAUGCAAUUGAUUUGUGAAGCUUAUGAUUUAAUGAAGAGAGUUGGUAAAUUCUCCAAUAAGGAAAUUGGUGAUGUUUUCGCUCAAUGGAAUAAAGGGGUUUUAGAUUCUUUCUUGAUUGAAAUCACUAGAGAUAUCUUAUAUUAUAAUGAUCCAACUGAUGAUAAACCAUUGGUUGAAAAAAUCUUGGAUACUGCUGGUCAAAAGGGUACUGGUAAAUGGACUGCUGUUAAUGCUCUUGAUUUAGGUAUGCCAGUUACUUUAAUUGGUGAAGCUGUUUUCUCAAGAUGUCUUUCCGCCUUAAAGAAUGAACGUGUUGCCGCUUCAAAAGUCCUUGCUGGUCCAUCUGUUGAUUCUAUUUCUCCAAUCACCGACAAGAAAAAGUUCGUUGAUGAUUUAGAACAAGCUCUUUAUGCUUCCAAGAUUAUCUCAUACACCCAAGGGUUCAUGUUGAUGAAUGAAGCUGCUAAAGAAUACGGUUGGAAAUUAAACAAUGCUUCUAUUGCCUUAAUGUGGAGAGGUGGUUGUAUUAUCCGUUCUGUCUUCCUUGGUGAAAUCACUAGUGCUUAUAGAGAAAACCCAGAUUUAGAAAACUUAUUAUUCCAUCCAUUCUUUAACCAAGCCAUCACUUCUGCUCAAUCAGGUUGGAGAUCAACCAUUGCCAAGGCUGUUGAAUUCGGUAUCCCAACCCCAGCUUUCUCCACCGCUUUAGCUUUCUAUGAUGGGUUAAGAUCUGCUAGAUUACCUGCUAAUUUAUUACAAGCUCAAAGAGAUUAUUUCGGAGCUCAUACUUUCCAAGUCUUACCUGGUCAAGAAAAUGAAUUAUUAAAGAAGGAUUCUUGGAUUCAUAUUAAUUGGACUGGUAGAGGUGGUAAUGUCUCUGCUUCUACUUAUGACGCUUAG